UUUGGUCUCGCUAUUGAUGAGCUGUAUAAAAAAUUACGCGAUAGAACAUGGAAGUGGACGUUUAUUUUCUAUCGAUUUAGUCAUUCCAGUAACGCAACUAAAGUAGAUAAAUCGCGUAUUGAUACAUCAUUUAUUGUUGUUUAUUAAAAAAUUGAGUGUAUUAAAAAUUAAGUAGUAAAUUUAUAAUCUUCGAGGCGGAAAAUUGUCAACAAUGCCAAAAUCAUGUAAUGGCCUUUUUUAAGUCUUAUACCAUCGCAUUGAAUUGUACGAUAUAUUAUGGUCUGAAAAGCAAAGCUGGCAACUUAUUUAGCAAAAACCUUGGUUAUACAUUUUGCUUAUUAAAACAAUACUGUUCAAAGAGCAUCAUGAAGGUCCUCAAUGUUGCUGAAAAACCUGAUGCUGCUAAAAAUAUUGCUGGUUAUUUAUCACACGGUACCAGCAGAAAGAGAGAAGGUUUUUCCAAGUACAACAAAAUCUUCGAAUUUAACGUACAACUAUGGGGCCAAAACUGCCAAAUGCUGAUGACAUCUGUAUCUGGCCAUUUAUUAAACUAUGAUUUUACAAACGCUUAUCGUAAAUGGCACAGCUGUCAUCCAUUAAACUUAUUCGAUGCUCCAGUAUUUAAGCGGUGCGUGGAAGAGAAUCAUGAAAAUAUUAAGAAAACCUUGGAACGAGAAGCACGAUUCUGCAAUGCAUUGAUUAUUUGGACAGAUUGUGACAGAGAGGGGGAGAACAUAGGUUUUGAGGUUAUUCAAGUCUGUCAAGCAAUCAAGCCUAAUAUUCGUGUAUACAGAGCAAAAUUCUCAGAAAUUACGAGAUCGUCUGUUGAAAGAGCUCUGCAAAAUUUGGCACAGCCAAAUAAGGCGAUGAGUGAUGCCGUAGACGUAAGAAGUGAAUUAGAUUUACGAAUAGGUGCUGCGUUCACGAGGUUUCAGACCUUAAGAUUACAGAAAGUAUUUCCCAACAUUCUUGGAGAUCUGCUCAUCAGUUACGGAAGCUGUCAGUUUCCAACGCUUGGAUUUGUAGUCGAGAGGUUUCUUGCCAUCGAUCGCUUCAAAUCUGAACCAUAUUGGAAACUAAAAGUGAUGGACGAUCGCGAAGGGAUAUCUGUAGAAUUCAAAUGGGUCAGAGUAAGAUUGUUUGAAAAAAUGCCUUGCCAAAUAUUUCUGGACAUUUGCUUAGAACAGCCGGAAGCUACAGUGGAGAAAGUAACAUGCAAACCAAAAAGCAAAUGGAGACCUUUACCUCUGGAUACUAUUGAAUUGGAAAAGCAAGGCUCUCGUAAGUUACGCAUAAACGCAAAGGAGACAAUGAGGAUAGCGGAGAGAUUAUAUACCCAAGGUUUCAUUAGUUACCCACGCACGGAAACGAAUAUAUUUCCAAAGGAAUUGAAUCUAAGAUCUUUAGUGGAACAACAAAUAAACAAUCAGGAAUGGGGUAACUUUGCGCAAAAUUUACUGGAAUCUGGAAUAACUCCCAGACAAGGAAAGAAAAGCGAUCAAGCGCAUCCUCCUAUUCAUCCUAUAAAGUAUACCGACAAUUUGUAUGGAAACGAAGCGAAAGUCUAUGAAUUUGUGGUUCGACAUUUUCUGGCUUGUUUAUCAAAGAAUGCGGAGGGCCGAGAAACAACGGUGGAAAUUGAUAUAGCGGGAGAGAAGUUCAAGGCUAACGGUCUUGAAAUCAUAACGAAAAAUUAUCUCGAUGUAUACAUAUACGAAAAAUGGAGUAACAAGCAGAUUCAUUCUUAUGAACAGCGGCAAGUUUUUCGACCAACUAGCAUUGAUAUGGUAGAAGAGAAAACUUCAGCACCAAAUUUAUUAACCGAGGCUGAGUUGAUCGCAUUAAUGGACAAACACGGCAUCGGUACGGACGCUACUCAUGCUGACCAUAUUGAUACCAUCAAAUCCAGGCAAUAUGUGGGCUUAACGGAUACUCAACAUUUUAUGCCAGGCAAAUUGGGAAUUGGUUUGGUCAUGGGUUACGAUAAUAUGGGCUUUCAAAUGUCCAAGCCGCAUUUGCGUGCGGAUUUAGAAAAAGAUUUACAAUUGAUAUGCGAAAGUAAGAAAAACCCAAAUGAAGUAUUACAAAAUCAAAUUAAUAAAUAUCGCGAAGUGUUCCAAGUGGCUAUAGAACGCGCCAAUUUGAUAGACGACUCUUUAGCACACUAUCUUAAUGAGAGACCUCUUCAAACCGAGCAAAUACAGCUUAAUACUCCAGUGAUUAGUACUAUAUUUAAAUGUCCAAAAUGUGGCUCUGACAUGGUUCUAAAACAGAGACGACAAGGCAGAGGAAAAUAUAUCACCUGUACGGGAUAUCCAGAAUGUACCAACGUGAUCUGGUUUCCAGAAACGGUAGAAGAUGUUGAAGUUUUAAAUGAAACAUGCAAUCGGUGUACAGAAAAUAUACACAAAUUAAAAUUCAAAUUAGUCAGGAAUGUGAUACCCAUGUACGGUACCUCUCACACAACUUGUAUAGGCUGUGAUACUAUAUUUAACGAAAUGUUAAACAUUAAAGAAGAUUGCAUUAAACAAACUGGAAGAACGAAUUAUACUGCUCACAAUAAUACGAGAAAUACAUUAAAUUCCACCUCAAGUACAUCUCAAUCUACCUCAAAUACAUUUCAAUCACGAAAUACCCAGCCAGUUUCUAAUAGUACAGGAUUUGUACGAAAUAACAACAAUGUUGGCUUGAUCGGAACUUCUACCGUAUCAUCCAGCAGACCAAACACACAAAAUCAGAAUUCUAAUAUUUCUCAGCCGAAUAGCUCGAAUAGGUCAAAUACUGUCAAUAGAAAUACAACAUCGGACAAUAGAGAAAAUCAUUUUUCUUGGAUUAAUUCAAGUGAUUUCAACAAUCCAGGGAACAGAGCAAAUCAAUCUACGUUCAGAAAUUCUCGCAAUACGAAUAAUGUAAAAGAUAUAUGGGGUAAUACAGACAAUAAUGCUGAGAUUAUAUGUCACUGUCAUGAGACUGCGAUUCAGUUAACAGUUAGAAAAGAUGGACCAAAUAAAGGACGUCUGUUUUACAAAUGCGCUAAACCCCAGGGAAGCGGUUGUAACUUUUUUUUGUGGGGAUCUGACAGCGCCGAGUCUAACACAGAGAGCGAACAUUCCACUUGGGAACCUAACUGGAAUAGAAACAACGAUAGUGCUCAUUUUUCUGGUGCUUCUAAUAACGAUUGGGGAAAUCCGUCUACGAAUAAUGUUAUGUGUAAUUGUAAUCAGCCCGCUCGAAAGUUAACGGUUCAUAAAGAUGGCCCUAAUAAGGGACGACAAUUUUAUGGAUGUCCCAAGGGUGUAAACUCCACUUGUAAUUUUUUCAAAUGGACAGAUGAAGAUGACACCAACAAUAGUCACACGGACUGGAGCAAUUCCACUGCAAGAGGAAUAGGAAAUAAAGCACGUAGCAAAUUUUCACAAAAAAGCAAUGCCCCUAAAAGACCCAAACUCACCGGAGGCAAGAGAAAGUGUGGAAAUUGCGGAUUGGAAGGUCAUACGAGGAAGAAAUGUCCGAAUAACGCGAUGGACUGACGAAUGAAUUUUUUUCAAUACAGUAUUG
This is a messenger RNA of Atta colombica, 3558 nucleotides long. It is a transcript of the gene Top3alpha, whose product is annotated as DNA topoisomerase 3-alpha-like. Gene Ontology annotation, cellular component: nucleus; chromosome. Bases 228 to 3530 code for a protein of 1100 amino acids. Gene Ontology annotation, biological process: DNA topological change. The record is from RefSeq and is a predicted model, not a curated record. Gene Ontology annotation, molecular function: DNA topoisomerase type I (single strand cut, ATP-independent) activity; DNA binding; zinc ion binding. The transcript is spliced from 11 exons. Lineage: Eukaryota; Metazoa; Arthropoda; Insecta; Hymenoptera; Formicidae.